GUCUUGGUGUCGCAAUCUCCUGUCUUCAUCUGCUCGUCAGCUGCAAUUGAACAGGGGUCCACCAUGACGGACAAGCUACCACCCCCUCUCCUGGCUCUCUUCCAGCCCCGGCCACCCCUUCGCUAUCUUCCUCCAACCGACCGCGCUCCAGAGGACGUCAAGAAGAGCACCAUUUCCGGCGUGGCCCAGUUUCUCCCAGCAGCCCAAGACUUUAAAGAAGAAGCACCAUACAAUGCCACAGACUGCUGGCUGCAGCGCAAAGCGCGCCAAAAGGUGGAGAAGAAGGAGCGGUUGGCCAACCAGUUGACCCAAGGCCUGCAGGACUAUACACCCGACAAGGAUCCACAGGCUAGAGGCGACCCGUACAGGACUCUCUUUGUUGCACGACUUAGCUAUGAUGUGAAGGAAUCUGACCUGGAGCGCGAGUUUGGCCGCUUUGGUCCCAUUGAAAGAAUUCGCAUCGUCGCGGAUCCCGAGUCAACCAAGAAAGCUCAUCGGGGCUAUGCGUUCAUUGUAUACGAGCGCGAAAAGGACAUGAAAGCGGCCUACAAAGAAACAGAUGGAAUCCGGAUCAAAGACCGACGAGUUCUGGUAGAUGUGGAGCGUGGCCGUACUACCAAAGGGUGGAAGCCCCGUCGCUUUGGCGGCGGUCUUGGUGGACGUGGAUACACCAAGGCACUACCAUCACGCCCCAUCGGGCCUGGAUUCAACGCACCAUCUGGACCGGGUGGCUUCGGUGGCGGUUUCCGGGGAGGUUUCGGCGGCAGAGGCUUCCGUGGAGGAUAUCGUGGCGGCGACCGCUUUGGUCCUCGCGGGGGAAUCGGAUACCAGGGUGGCCGCAAUGGCUUUGGUGGACCGCCCCCUAAUGCCCCCUCAGGUCCUGGCGGUGGACGCAGUGGAGGAUUCGGAGGUUCUUACGGUGGUGGAGGCAGAUAUGACCGCGGGGUCACAGGCAGCAACCGGGAGCCUGUGCGACCGCGUGAGGGCUACUCUGACCGUGACCGUCGUGACCAUGACCGCGACCGCGAAGGUGACCGUCACAGGGACCGCGACCGCAUGUCAGACCGAAACGGAGACCGCUACCGAGACCGCGAUCGCGACCGAUACGGUGGUCGGGAGGAGUAUAGCCGCAAGAGACAUCGUGAGGAUGAUGGAUACGACGACCCUCGUUCCCGGAGAAGAUACUAA
Penicillium alfredii is the source of this 1188-nucleotide messenger RNA. Its product is annotated as U1 small nuclear ribonucleoprotein 70 kDa. Gene Ontology annotation, biological process: mRNA splicing, via spliceosome. NCBI's taxonomy places the organism in Eukaryota, Fungi, Ascomycota, Eurotiomycetes, Eurotiales, Aspergillaceae. The transcript is spliced from 4 exons. The record is from RefSeq and is a predicted model, not a curated record. Gene Ontology annotation, molecular function: U1 snRNA binding; mRNA binding. Gene Ontology annotation, cellular component: U1 snRNP; precatalytic spliceosome; U2-type prespliceosome. The annotation marks the transcript as partial.